AUGCUUCUUGCAAUUAUUCUUUUCAUAUCAUUGUCCUAUGGACAUACAAGUAGUAUGAAUGUCCCUUCUGUUUUGUUGCCAUAUCCAACAAAACAACACCCUAUUGAUUAUACCAUUGAAGCAACAAAUGGGUGUUUUCAAUGGAGUACAUCAAAUCCAACGGUUUCUACACUUUAUCCUAUUGGUGGAAAAUGUUCUACACAAUGUAAAAUUUCUGUUCAAACCACAACAAAUAAAGGAAGACAAUCAUUUUGGGUAUAUGCUGUUGAUGAAUUACAACAUGUUAAUUUAAGAACAGAAGUAACAAUUGAUUCUAUUAAUCAUAUUGAUGUUGUUACUACGACACGUUUAAUGAAUAAAGAUGAUUAUGAAGUUCUUGAAAUUGCCGGAUAUGAUGCUAUUGGUAAUAAAUUUUCAACAUUAGAAGGUAUUCCAGUUACGUGGUCUAUUGAUAGUGUUAAUGGAACAAAAGGAAGUGGAGGAGAUUAUGUUAGAAUUGAAAAAUUUUCAACUGCUGGACAUACCCUUAAAUUAAAAGCUAGUGAAACUAUUUUAGAUAUGGAAAGAUAUCAUCUUUCUACUUCAAAAGUCCUUGUUAAAGGUUUAGAACUUGGUAAAGCACAAAUGACUGCACAAUUAACUGAAGAACCAACUAAAGUAUCAUCUGUUAUCCUUACUGUAUUACAAAUUCUUGUAGUUCUUCCAGAAAAAGAUUUAUAUGUUCUUCCAAAUACUCAAAUACCUUAUAAAGUAUUUACCACUAAAAGAAAUGAACUUGGUCCUCAAAUUGGUAUGCCAAAUCCAAAUUAUAAAUGGGUUAGUUAUAAUACAGACAUUGUUUCUAUUCAACAAAAUGGAUUAGCUUCUGCACAUAAAAAUGGAAAAACAGUUAUUUCAGUUAUGUACAUUGAAACACCAGAGUCUAUUCAAAAAAGAACAAUUAAUGUAGUUUCUCCUUAUAAAGUUAGAUUAGUAUGGAAAGAAAUCAGAGGUGUUUGGCAAUGGAUUGAAGGUAGAACAUAUGAAGUUAAACCGGAAUUAAUUGAUAAUAAUGGAAAUGCUAUUUCAUAUGUUAAUAAUGCUGAAUAUAAAAUUACAUUAAAUGGAGGAAUUAAAAUUAUUUCAAAUGAACGAGGAUAUACUUCAUUUAUUGUUGCUACUGAAAAAGAAGGAAGAGCCUCAAUAAGUGCAACGUUUGUAAAAGGAAAUGGAUUUUCUGUAAGAGGAAAUAGUGUUUCAUGUAUUCAAGAUAUUAUUAUUUCUCAACAAGUUAUUGCUUCACCUAAAAAAUUGAAACUAGCAGUUCCAGGUACUGCAGGAUGUAAGAUUAUUGCCCAUGGAGGACACGGAGAGUAUGCAUAUUCAGUAAAUGGGGAUUCAGUUGCUGUUACUAAUGAUGGAGUUGUUUUUCCAAGGAGUGCAGGUAAAGUAAAUAUUACAGUUAGUGAUUCAAGAAAUAGUGAAAAUUAUGAUAUUGUCAUUGUAGAGGCAUCUGAAGUUGCUUCAAUUGAAAUUGGAAAUGAUGUGGCUGAAGUUAUUGUUGGAGGUACAUUAAAUUUCACUGCUCUUGCAAGAGAUGCUGAUGGUGUUUAUUUUGAUACAUGUUCUUCUGCUGCUGUAAAUUGGAAAGUAAUGCAACCAGAAAUCUUUCAAUUAAAAACAAAUUCAACUUCACAAAAAGCAGAAAUUUUAGCAAUUAAAUCAGGAUCUACUACACUUGUUGCUACUUAUGGAAAAGGAAUUGCUGAAGUUCAAGUAUUUGCAUAUGAAAAAUUACAGUUGUCAUGUAAAAGUUCUAGAGACCCAUAUAUUGUUAAAGCGUCUGGAUUUAAAAUUUCAUAUGAAGGAGGACCUCUUCCUUGGUAUUUAAAUAAAGGACUUUAUUUUACUAAUAUUACACUUAGAAAUAGAAUUGCAGAUGUUUAUAAUAUGGGAAAUAAUCAAUUAUUCUUUGUUUGUAAAGAAUAUGGUAAGUCAAUGGUUAUGGUCACAGUUGGAAAUAAAAUAGGAAAAACUCAUAACUAUACUGUUCAUACUUCUGCUAAAAUGGAAUUUACUUGUAGUGAACCAUCAGUUCUUAUGUUAACUACACAAGAAGUUUAUGAAAGUGAUAAUACUGGAAAAGAAAUAGUUACUAAUAAUAUCCCAGGAAUUUGCAGAGAACGAGCUGUAAGUGGAAGUGAUAGUGUUACAAGUGAAAUGACAGUAAGAGUUGGAGAAGAGCUUGAUUUAAUUGGAUAUGUUAAGCCAUCAGUUACUGGAAUGUUUACUAAUUCAUCUUCUGUUGAGUAUGUAUGGUCAACAUCUGAUAGACAUAUGUUAUCUAUAAGCAAACAAAUUGAUAAAGAAGACCACUCUUCAAUUCAUGUUUCAGUUGGGGAUAGUGUUGGAAAGGUUGAACUUAGACUUACUGCAAUAAAAUAUCAAAAGAAAUAUUUCAAUAAUGCAAGAAUGUCUGGCAAACUUGAUAUCAAUAAUAAUCUGAUUAGGACAAUUACAUUAAAUGUUGUAGAUGUUGUUAGUGUUUCUCCAAAAGUAGUUACUCUUUUUAAUCACCCUGAUAAUUUUGUUAAAUUAAUUGCAUCAAGUGGAAGUGGUUUUUAUAACUUUACUACAGACACACCAAAUAAUAUUAUGAUUGAACAUUAUGGAACUGAUUCUAGUUGUAUUGUUAGACCAAGAAAUGAGUCAAAUACUUAUAUUGUUGCUAAUGAUGUUUGUUUCAAUGGAAAGAAUGAUGAAGCACGAGUUAUUGUAACUGUUUCAGAUAUACAUGGAGUAAAUAUUAUUGUUACAGAUCAAAUUGAAAUAGGAGAUACUUCUGAAUUAACAUUUGAAGCUAUUGAUGUUAAUGGCCAACCAUUUGACGAGUCACAGUACAAGUUUAUGGAUAUUAAAGUAACUACUGAUAAUUCUAAUGUGUUCUUAGAAAAGAAAGGUGUUAAAAAAUAUUCUAUUACUGGUUCUACUGUUGGAAUGGCUAUGAUUGUUGUUACUAUUAAUCAUGUUCAAUCAAAACCAUCAAGUGUUAUUAUUUAUGAACACUUUUCAUGUAGUCCAAAAGAAAUUAAUUUAAUUCCACUUGCUCAAGAAGAUAUAAAGUGUCGUGGAGGACCUCCUCUUAGAUCUACAGUUUCUCAUGUUAUUCUUAGUGGAAAUGCUGUACAAUUAAAUGGAGAUAAAGUCAUUGGAGAAAUUAAAGGAAGGUCAGUUAUUGAAAGUAGGAUAUCAUUUAUUGAAUUAUUAAGUGGUGAAAAGAAAGAAAAAGGAAAAGAGAGUUGUGUAGUUAUUGUAAGACAUUUGACUGGGUUACGAAUGGAUGCACAUCAAACUACUCUUGAAGUUGGAGGACAAACCAAAAUUCGAGUUAUUGGAGAAGCUGACGGAGUUCCUGUUAGCAUUGCUGCAACUCAAUUAGACUUUUCGUGGAGUCAAAGUGAUGAGAUACCCUUAGAAAUAUUAUCUGUAUAUCAUAAAACUAAUAUUACUGCUAAUGAAGAAAUGUCACAUACUGUUCUCUUAAUGGCUAAGAAAGCUGGUCAAACUCGAGUUAAUGUAAAAAUAGUCAAUAUACAAAAAGGAUUACCUGCAGCUUAUAAACAAUUGUCUGCUUCUAUUUUGAUUCAUGUCGUUGAUCCAUUCUCUUCAUUAUGUGCUGGAAGAUGUAGAAAUGUUAUUGAUAUGGCUGUACAUUCUACUACACAAAUCACAACUAAUCGUGAACCUUCUGAAGUUACAUUCCAAAUAUGUGAGGGAUCUGAUAUUAUUACUGUUGAUGCAGCUGGAAUUGUCAAGUCUCAAGGAACACCAGGAUCUGCUGUUGUUCAUGUUGUUGAAAGUGAGACUGGAGAGACACUAAGUUAUGUUGUAAAAGUACAUAGAAUUCAUGCAAUAGAAUUAUUACCAUUAUACAGUUCAAAUGGAUUAUCAGUUGGAGAAACAAUGAAAUUUGAAAUGGUACCAAUUGGAGAUAGGGGAAGAGUGUUAAAACCAUCAUAUGAUAAAUUAGUUCAAUUUGACUUAAUUCCAAGUGGAUCAGCAUCAAUUAUUCAAAGUAGUAAUUUGAGUGUUGUUGAAGUUACUGCUGCUAAACCAGGAAGAGUUAUUGUUAGAGUUAGAAGUUCUGAAGGUGUAAGAUUACAAGAUGAAGUUAGAGUUACUGUUCAUCAUUCUGUUUCACCAAUUAAUCCAAUUGUUACAGUUGGAAGUGAGAUUAGAUUUAAAACUGCUGGAGAAGCUAAAUGGACAACAGAAGCUAGAAAUAUUAUUUCUAUUGAUUCUAAUGGUAGGGCUGUAGCUAAGUCUAUUGGUAGAACAGUUGUGAUGACUACAUCAUCAACUCCAGCACAAACAAGAGUCAGUGUAUCACCAUUAGAAAGUGCAUCAUUAGAACCUGCUACAGUUGGUUCAGGAAGAGUUCUUAUUCCAGUAACUUUGUAUGCAGAAGCUGGUAUGGUAACUCAACAAAAUAAUGUUGACCUUAACUUAAAUGCUUAUUGUUCUAUAGAUCAAUCAACAUGGGCACACGCAUCUGUAGAAAUUGUUGAUGGAAAGAUUUAUUGUUCUGUUGUUGCAAUACCAACCACUUCAGGUAAAGUUCCUAAUCAAGUUAAGUUAAGAUUCAACGCAAAGGAUGGUUCUGGAAAAGCUGUACAAACGGUUGCUGUGUUGCCAUUUAGAGCUGGUAUUGUUGCUAAACCAGGAAAUUUAAAAAUUAAAACUGGAGAAGAGGCUAGUUUAGAUAUAUUCAGAGCUAAAGGAGAUGUUAUUGUUCGUGAUUUAACUGGAAAAUUACAAAUUAGAGAAGUCACAAGAAGUGAUGGAAGUGCUUCGUUUGUUGUUAGAGGAAUGGAAAAUGUUAAAGGAGAUAUUGAAAUUCUUGAUGGAACUGAAACACUUAAAGUUUUUGUUGAAGUUGGAGAGAUUAAAGAACGAAAAUUUGGAAGAACAUCUGCUAAUGCUUUAGGACCAAUUGUUAUAGCAAUUAUUUCAAUAAUAUUUGCAUCACUAGUAUUCUUCUUAUGUCAAAGAAGAACUGAUAACAAUCCUGCACAAUAUAACCCAGGAUAUGGAUAUUAUAACCCGCAACAAUAUCGAUAUUGA
Messenger RNA from Entamoeba dispar SAW760, 5103 nucleotides. RefSeq lists its product as uncharacterized. The transcript has a single exon. The record is from RefSeq and is a predicted model, not a curated record. Lineage: Eukaryota; Evosea; Mastigamoebida; Endamoebidae. Gene Ontology annotation, cellular component: nuclear pore. Bases 1 to 5103 code for a protein of 1700 amino acids.